UUCUAUAUAUAGUACAUAAAUAUGAUUUCCCUGUUAGGAGUGAAUGAGAACUGCUUGUGCAAUGAAACUGAGUGGAUAGAGGCAGAGUUUCCUCCUAAUCCAGGAGCUCAUAAAUCUAAAGCUGAAACCUCUGGCAUUGCUUGGAGUGGAAUGAAAGCAAGUUAUUCCAAGUUUCCACCAAGAUCCAAAUUCCCCAUGAUGUUUACAUCAACCUUUCGUGAAGUAGAACAUUUUUCCACCUUCAUUUUGAUUGCCUUUUCCCCACAUUCCAUCUCACCAAACACUGAGAGAACCUCCCCACCAAAGUGUGAAGCACAAUGCAUUCCCUCCUUCCCCAUGUGCAGAAGGCUAAAACCCAGAUGCAAUCAAAGAAUAUGGGAUUUUAUUCCCACACCUCUUAAGCUGUUAUCUCCAGUUUCUAGUUCAGUUGCCAUCCAGAUUUCAGUAUCAAAAUCAGGUUUCUUGUAAAAGCCAAUCCUUUUUCUUAUUUUGCAGUUCCCUUGAAUAAGCAGCAUGGCAACAAAAUCAGACUUUGCCCAGAAGCUGCUAACUGAUCUUCGCCUGAGGAAGGAAAGGAUGGCUGCCGCUCAAAGUUCGAGUCGACAGUCGGGGCAAACAUCUAGAGUUGUGCAUGGAAACCCUGGCCGGACAUCCAGAGGUGCCCGUCAAAUAAAUGCAGUAGAAUCUGCUGGUUCUCGAACAGGGAACACAAGCAGAAGGUCUAAUGGAGGCAGCAGAUCGAUCAACAUCAAAGAAUCUUCAAAUCAGAUUGUUCUCUAUGAAAGUGGGCAAAGCUCUAGACAAGUCAGAGAUCUCUCGAUGGCCAUAGCUUUUGCCUUUGAAAAUAGUGGAAAUCUCAGUAAAAUUGGUGUUUCCAGCACUAAUCCUCUGGUAAAUUUUUUCCAAAGAUUUGGUCCAAGAUCAUUGCACAGUCAGAAAAUGGAUUUGACCAGCUUCAACGAUCAUAGUCUUUCAUCCGGUCAGUUUCCUACCAUCUCUCACAUUCAUAUCAAUGAAAUAUCAAAAGGAGUUCAGAAGCUGAAUCAGAUUUUAAGAGCUUGCUCCGAUGGCCUUAACUUCGAUAGAAACUCAAUUGAAGUUGGGAAACAGUUGUUGAAAGGUGCCAUCGAUUUGGAAGAGUCCCUAAGAAUGCUCGUGAACUUGCAGGAAGCUUCAAAGUACGGGAAUGGGGCUCAGAAGAAAAGUCGUAUAAAGUUACUUGAAGAGGAUGAGGAUGAUCAAGAUGACAAUCAUAAAAUAGCUGACCAGUGGAAACUGGAUCGUCCUAGGUUUUCCUUUGAUAAAUCCUCAAGGAAUUCACGCGCUGUCCAAGGUGCAACCAGACUGAAACAACUGGCUUUAUCAUAUCCUGAUAAAAAUUCAGAACAACCUACUGGUAACUCAGAGAUGGUUCUGCAUAGAACGUCUACCAGCUAUGUCCAAGAUUUGAGUCUUUCUACACAAGUGAAGCUAAGUAGUAAAGCAAGUUCAUCACAGACUACACAAGAGAAGGGAAGAAUUUCAAAUGUCAUUGCUAAACUUAUGGGCCUUGACGAACCCCCACAAAAGGAAGAUUCCAUACGCAUGAAAAAUGAUGUAAAAGAGAAGGAAGGGAAACAAGUGAAAGUUUUGAGGAAAAGUAGUAAGUCAUCCGAAACUUUGAACAGAGAGAACAGGAAUGAAUCUGUGCUCAGCACUGACAAAAAGUCUAUUCAAACCAACAAUAUGCCACCAGUUAGGGAUUCCAAACUUAAGCUUAAAGUUGAAAAGAUCCAGGAAAACCCAGAUGGCAGCUCUAAAUUGGUAAACUCUGAGAGAAACCAACAGAGGAAAGAUUUGAAAAUACUAGGAGUUGGCGUGGAGGCAGUACCAGGCCCAAAACUAGCAACCACGAUGAUGAACAAACAACAAAACCAUGCCAUUGGUGAUCAAGUAAAUGGACUUCAAAUUUCCGAAGGUAGUGAGAAGAAACAAAAUCUCAAGAAGGAGAAAGAAAGCAAAAUCAUUGAGGGCGGAAGCAAAGUGCCAGUCUUGAAUACUGAGCUGCAGCAGAAGGCAGAAAACAGCAAAACACUCAAAGCUGAAGAGAAAAAACAUAAUAGGAUUGAGUACAAGGUAAGCUCAAAUUCAACAGAAAAGAGGAAUGCAGAUAAAGCCCUCCUGAGAAGUCAACAAAAGCCCCAGGAUCAACACCUUCAAGAAAGGGUGAUUAGAAGAACUGAACAUUCAGAAGACAAGCGUCAGGCAGAUCAGAAAGACCAGCAGAUUCAGAAACAAAAUAUGAUGGCCAAAAACCACGAGGGGCAGCAAGUGGAAUCUGGAGUUGCUUCAAUAUCCAAUAAAAGCACAGCCAUCAAUUUGCAGAAAAAGUUUUCACGUGAGAAAUCAGCACCUCGUAAUGCGAGAUCAGCGAAAACCAUUGAAAAAGUUCCCAUGAAAGAUCCGACAAACGGAAGAAAUCCAAAUGUUGCUUCCAUGAUUGAUAUCUCUAACAAGACUGCAUCAAAUCAGGAACAUUACAAGAAAGAAGACCAAAGCCAUUAUUCAUCUCCAAGAGAACCACUACCUGAUAUAGAAAAGGAAAGCAGCAAUCCGGAGCUCACAAAAGAGAAGCGAAUUGAGGUCUCAGCCACACAGAAGAAGGCAAUUCCUCGGGAAGUUCAGAGAAAUGAGAUUCCUCGGAAGAUAGACAUGCUGAUGACUAGAAGAAAUGCAACUGCGAAUCACUUGACAAGACCAAUGAAACAGCCGGCUAACAUGCUGAAAGAUUUGAAACAACAGAUGCACAUAAAAAACCGUAGCUCUAAACAAAUGGAAGAAGAAAGUGACAGUCAGGUCAAGGAAGGAAAAACAGGUAUAAGGAUCCAUAAUGCAUCAGAAAUGACAACUGAACCAGUGAGGCAAGAAGACAAGUUACAAAAUGAAGCUGACCAGAUGAUCAUAUUAAACAAUUCAGUAGCAGAUGAAUGCCAAGUACAGAACAUACAGAUCGUAUCUACUCUGAAUGACGAUUGUGACUCUACAAUCUUAAAUCCUGGAAAAUUUUCUGACGAUCUCCAGACAGUGGAACAACCUUAUGCUCUUAAGGAUGAAAACAAACUCAAACAAUGUGAUCAAAGCAUAGGAGACAACGAAGAAAGUACAGAACCAUACAAUCUUUCCCAACACAACUACAAGCAAUGUCCUGCAUCGGUAAUACAAGAACUACUGACAGAACCUGAAAAAGACCUCAAGGAGAUAAUAAUAAAAAGUCAGUUGUUCCUGAGUACAGCAGAGGCACUUUUCAAGCUCAAUAUACCUGUCAGCUUUCUUCAUGUGGGUGAUCAUGAUUAUGAAGUUGCGGAGAAGAAGCUCGUCUUGGACACUGCAUAUGAAGUAAUGAAAAGAAAAGCAAGGAGAUAUGAGGUUACAUAUCAUCCCUACACAAAAACCAACAUAAGUUGCACCAAGAUAAGGUCUUUAGACAAUUUAGUCAAGCAACUGUGCAAAGACUUGGAAAUUCUGAAGUUCUAUGGUGGGCAUGGGAAUGAUGUAGCAGCUGGCCUAUAUGAAAUGCUCAACAAAGACAUUUAUAACAAGGGUCCAGAUGUGAACAACAUGUGGGAUUUUGAAUGGAGCAACAUGAUGUCCGUGUUCCCUGAAAAAGAAGACGUCAUAAGAGAAGUCGAGAGACACAUGAUCAAUGGAUUGCUCGACGAGAUAACCAAUGAUCUCGUACUUAUUACUGUUUCAGUUUGAUUAUCUGAGCCGAAUUGAUUUACUUCAAUUCCCAGAUUCUGAGUUAGUCUUCAAUCAAAAAAUAAUGUUUUGCAAAUACAUUCAGAUGUACACCAUCUUUUUUUCUG
This is a messenger RNA of Sesamum indicum (sesame), 3845 nucleotides long. RefSeq lists its product as uncharacterized. The record is from RefSeq and is a predicted model, not a curated record. NCBI's taxonomy places the organism in Eukaryota, Viridiplantae, Streptophyta, Magnoliopsida, Lamiales, Pedaliaceae.